This is a messenger RNA of Schistosoma turkestanicum, 492 nucleotides long. NCBI's taxonomy places the organism in Eukaryota, Metazoa, Platyhelminthes, Trematoda, Strigeidida, Schistosomatidae. The record is from the annotation of a GenBank genome assembly.
AUGGAUUUUUCGAAAUCCGAUUUCGGUAACACUAUCAUUCAAAUUCGACAGAAAUUUCUACAGUUGGUGAUAAAUUGUACUACUACUACUACUACUACUACUACUACUACUACUACUACUACUACUACUACUACUACUACUACUACUACUACUACUACUACUACUACUACUACUACUACUACUACUACUACUACUACUACUACUACUACUACUACUACUACUACUACUACUACUACUACUACUACUACUACUACUACUACUACUACUACUACUACUACUACUACUACUACUACUACUACUACUACUACUACUACUACUACUACUACUACUACUACUACUACUACUACUACUACUACUACUACUACUACUACUACUACUACUACUACUACUACUACUACUACUAAUACUACUACUACUACUACUACUACUACUACUACUACUACUACUACUACUAAUACUACUACUACUACUACUACUACUACUAAUACAUAG